Emiliania huxleyi CCMP1516 is the source of this 408-nucleotide messenger RNA. RefSeq lists its product as hypothetical. Gene Ontology annotation, biological process: protein peptidyl-prolyl isomerization. The record is from RefSeq and is a predicted model, not a curated record. The transcript has 5 exons. Gene Ontology annotation, molecular function: peptidyl-prolyl cis-trans isomerase activity. Bases 1 to 408 code for a protein of 135 amino acids. NCBI's taxonomy places the organism in Eukaryota, Haptophyta, Isochrysidales, Noelaerhabdaceae. Gene Ontology annotation, cellular component: intracellular membrane-bounded organelle.
AUGCUCGAGCUCUGGAACGGCAUCGGCAACGACUCCAUCUACGGCGAGGCCUUCGAGGACGAGAGCUUUGAGUUCAAGCACAACGAAAAGUACCUCCUCUCGGAUGGCGGGCCCUCCUCCUUCAUUCGUCCAAUCUCACACCCGCCGUCAUUGACUCAUUCAGGUACUUGCUCUCGAUGGCGGGCGCGCGCGCACGUGCCGCACCGUAACGGCUCGCAGUUCUUCAUCACCACAAAGGCAACGACGCAGAGCCUCGGCGGCGCCACAAUCAGCCACUUCGACUACCGCCACGUCGUCUUCGGCCGCGUCGCGUCGCGGCACGGGGUGGCGGUCGUCGACAAGAUCCAGAAGCUGCCGGCAGACACGAAGCACGGCCACCGCCUCUUUGACGCCGUGGUGGACGAUUAG